AUGACCAUUCAAAAGAAAUACCAGCUCAGCAGCACUUCAUCAACCAACCAAUCAAUCAAACAAGUUCAAACCACCAAUUCACUCAAACCUGGUUUCUCAACUGGUGGUUCAUUUCAAGCUUUGGCAGUCGAAUCAAUCGAAUCAGAUUCAGAAAGCGAUUCACAAACCACCCCGAUCAUUCCAUCACAUCGAACACCUUCUACUGCCAUCUCAACUUCAACUAAAAAGGGACGCGCCAAACAACGUGCUCGUGAUCGAGCUGUAAAUCAGCUGGUACCUCUACUUUAUCUGAUCCAACUGAAUUCUGGAACAAUACCAGUUUUAAUAAGAUCAUUCAUCCAUUUGUUCUCACCGGAAGAACUACAACUAAUCAAAACCGGUUUAAUUGUUUUCAAUUCAAAUGGAAAGAUCUUUGGAAUCGAAAAAGAAACCUUGACAAAUCAAGAAUGGAAUCUAAAAAGUGAUGUGAUUCGUUUAUUGAAGAGGAAUUGGAUUCAAAAGAAGAAGUUAAUCGAUCGAGAUUCUGAGAAAUGGAGAGAUUCUUUUGCCUGGUUUUAUCGAUACUCAUACUCGUUUUUAGAUGCUGUACAGUAUACGAAUGUAGGAGUUGGACAACAAUAUGAAUUACUUGAUUGGCUUAAGAAUGUGACCUUUUUAGAAGAAACAAAAUAUUCAUACAACAUUUAUUCACAAAGGAUUUUUGAAAAAGUUGUGAAGAGAUUAUUAAAUUCAGGUACAACUGCUUGUUGUUAUUUUACUUUGAUUCAUCUUUCGGCUUCAAAAGUUUCAAGUCAAGUUUGUGUUGCUGCUGGUCAACGUGCAUUUAUUGAAAAAGGUAAUAUGGAUCGGAAUGAAACAUUUGAAAGUUUUAAGGAAAAUUCAGUGGAGGAUUCUAUAAAAGAUCAUGAGAUUGGAAUCUUGAGUUGUAUAAGAGAUGGAAUGAUUGCUACUAAAGCUUUAGUACUUUUGAUUAAGAAUUUGUUUUAUUUGGCUACUUUAGGUGGUGCAAGAGUUUGUAAUCUUGAAGAACAAAUUGGUAACUUUGUAGUUGGUAAAGAGUUUGACGGGAUUAUUGUUCACACUGGAGUUUCCUUUGAUGCGAUUGGAAAGGUUGAAGAUGAUGAAUUGAUUUGA
Molecule: messenger RNA, 1134 nt
Organism: Melampsora larici-populina 98AG31
Lineage: Eukaryota; Fungi; Basidiomycota; Pucciniomycetes; Pucciniales; Melampsoraceae
Exons: 7
Coding region: 1-1134 (377 amino acids)
Biological process (GO): guanine metabolic process
Cellular component (GO): cytosol
Molecular function (GO): guanine deaminase activity; zinc ion binding
Source: RefSeq, a predicted model, not a curated record